CCUGCUGGUCAUAUGACCGGAAGCAGCUGCGAUCAUCGGUUUUCACGUCUCCCUGUACCUUUCCCAUGGGAACUGUGAGUUCACUAUGUGCCACGAACCCUCCCCAAUUAAUGGGAUCCUGCUAUCGGUGAGCUGAGGCGACCGUGAAGAACGCUCUGUGUGGAGAUUCGCGUACAGCAGCCUUUACCGUAUGAGCUGUUCCCCUAGCACGUCCAUCACACACACACACACCCACUCACUGCAAUAUGAGUCACCCGUCUCAGCGCAGGGACCUCACACCCCACAUUUCAAUUGCAACAUUCAGUCUGACCCCAGCCUACCUUCCAGCCAUGGGGGAUAUAAGUGCACCUUAUAUAUUGUAACCCCCCUGACAAUCACACCGACCUAAGCCCAGCUCUCACAUCCCCUGGAUCUUCUUUGCAGGCUGCACCUUCUAUUGCUUUGUCUGUAUUCCUGGAUCUGACCUACAGGACACCAUGGAAGGUGUCACUGUACUGUUGGCAGAGUUACGUCCUGGUAGGGAACAGCCAUAUGACUGGAAGUCUAGUUGCGAGACAUGGAGCGUUGCAUUUUCUCGAGACGGUGCUUGGUUUGCCUGGUCUCAAGGACAUGGCAUCGUCAAGCUUAUUCCAUGGCCACUGGAAGAGGACCAACUACGACCACAAGCCUUCAGACCAAAGAAUCAGUGCUACAAAGAGCUCAGAGGACAAGGCAGCUCAAAGGAAAAGACUUUAAACUGUGGUCAGAUAGUUUGGAGCUUGGCUUUUGGCUGUUCACCUGCGCCUGCGGGCUGGAGGUUGUGGCCACGCACUGUGAACCAAGAAGUGGGACCCCGUGAGACGUUGGUGCUUUUGGCAGCAGGUCUUAGUGAUGGUCAUGUCAAAGUCUGGAAUGUACAUACAGGCCGUCUUCUCUUCAGUCUCUCUGGUCACCAAGAUGUUGUGAGAGAUUUGAGCUUCUGCACUAAUGGCAGCCUGACACUGGUCACCGCAUCUCGGGACAAGACCCUACGUGUAUGGGAUUUGAAAAAAGAUGGUAAAGUGAUCCAGGUUCUUACUGGGCAUAACCAGUGGGUGUACUGCUGUUCCAUCUCCCCAGACUGCAGCAUGUUGUGUUCUGCUGCAGGAGAGACCUCGGUCCUGCUAUGGAGCAUGCGUUCUUACACUUUAAUUCGGAAGUUAGAGGGUCACCAAAACAGUGUAGUAUCGUGUGACUUCUCUCCGGAUUCUGCACUUCUAGUCACAGCCUCCUAUGACACUACAUUGAUUAUGUGGGACCCCUAUACUGGAGAGAAGCUGAGAGAGUUCCUGCAUGUUUCUCUACAACCUGAUCUGGAUUAUGGUACCACAGAGCCACAGCUUAGUUCUCUGAGAUCUGUCUGCUUUUCCCCAGAAGGGUUAUACUUGGCUAGCUUGGCAGAUGACAGGUUUCUGCGAAUAUGGUCUCUAGAAUUACCAGAUCCAGUGUCUGUUGCGCCAGUUACAAAUGGACUGUGCUGUGCCUUUUUCCCACAUGGGGGGAUCCUUGCUACAGGUAACAGAGAUGGUCAUGUACAGUUCUGGACAUCGCCUCGAGUCCUUUCCUCGCUCCGCCACUUAUGUCGCAAAACGCUCCGCUGCUUUCUCACCACUUAUCAGGUCCUUGCACUGCCCAUUCCUGGAAAAAUGAAGGAUUUUCUUACCUACAGGACUCAUUUUUAGCUCUUUGGUGUAGGAAUGAGUAUAGGAGCUGAAAAUUAGUUUACCCCGUUCUAUCACCAAGAGCUGAAGAAUACACUACUAAUAAACCUGAUUUGUCACUAGAAA
This is a messenger RNA of Spea bombifrons (plains spadefoot toad), 1805 nucleotides long. It is a transcript of the gene WSB2, whose product is annotated as WD repeat and SOCS box containing 2. Gene Ontology annotation, biological process: intracellular signal transduction. Gene Ontology annotation, molecular function: protein binding. The transcript has 10 exons. The record is from RefSeq and is a predicted model, not a curated record. Bases 477 to 1700 code for a protein of 407 amino acids. Lineage: Eukaryota; Metazoa; Chordata; Amphibia; Anura; Pelobatidae.